Cornus florida is the source of this 549-nucleotide messenger RNA. Its product is annotated as protein FAR1-RELATED SEQUENCE 5-like. Lineage: Eukaryota; Viridiplantae; Streptophyta; Magnoliopsida; Cornales; Cornaceae. The record is from RefSeq and is a predicted model, not a curated record. Bases 1 to 549 code for a protein of 182 amino acids. The transcript has a single exon.
AUGGUUGUUAGAUAUGACAAGACAAAGGUAAAGUACGUAGUUUCGAAAUUUGUAGAAAGUCACAACCAUCCAUUCAUAAUUGCUGAAUGCAGCCACAUGAUGCCGUCCCAGCAACCAAUUUCCUCAGUCCAGGCCAUUGAUGUUGAGUUGGCUUCGGAUUCAGGAGUUCUGGCUUAUAAUGCAUAUAAGUUGAUGGGAAGGCAAUCUGGUGGCAAAGAAUCAGUUGGGUACUUGAAAGUGGUUCUUAAAAAUUAUCUAAGGAUGCAAAGACAAAAGGAGCUUCUUUAUAGCGAGGCGGCAUGGCUUGUGGAUUAUUUUGAGACGCGUGCUUGUGAAGAUCCUUCGUUCUUCUAUUCCUUGCAACUGGAUAGUGAACAAAUGAUUACGAACAUAUUCUGGUCAGAUUGUAGAAUGAUCAUUAAUUAUGGCCAGUUUGGAGAUGUUAUCAGUUUUGACACAACGUACAAAGUGGUACACGUCAACAGACCAUUUGUAAUUUUCUUGGGUCUGAAUCAUCACCGGGAGACCGCUGUUUUGGAGCAACCUUAA